This is a messenger RNA of Polychytrium aggregatum, 678 nucleotides long. RefSeq lists its product as uncharacterized. Gene Ontology annotation, biological process: protein stabilization; negative regulation of apoptotic process. NCBI's taxonomy places the organism in Eukaryota, Fungi, Chytridiomycota, Chytridiomycetes, Polychytriales. The record is from RefSeq and is a predicted model, not a curated record. Bases 122 to 646 code for a protein of 174 amino acids. The transcript has 4 exons.
CGUCCAGCCGAGCCAGAACAAGCACCACCGGCGCCGAUCGCUCGACUGUGCUGAAUCGCUGCCCGAUAGCCCUCUUCUUUCCGCCGCAUCCCCGCUACCGCCAGUACCAGCAGCCAAAGCCAUGUCCAAGAAGACCCAGAAGAAGAAGCCGGCCGCGGCCAAGUCGCCCUCCUCCGCUGCCGUUGCGACGACCUCGGCCGCUGGCGCAUCCGCAUCCGCUGCUGCCGUCCAGCAACCUCCUCCUGCUGCCAAGCCUGAAUCUGAACCUCCGCAGGCCCAACAGGAGGACGACACUCCCGCUGAUGCCGACGCCGAGGAUGCCCCUGAGCAGCCCGAGGCUGGCCAGAAGGGCCAAGCGACCCGGGACAUGAAAAACAUGUCUGGCGGCUACGUCGACGACGGCCUGGUGUAUACUAGAUCCAACGAGAAGCUGGAGAAGGCCUACAAACGGCUCGAGGAGCUCAACAAGAACGAAAAGGCCGAGAAAGCCGUGAGAGAGAAGGAGCUGGACGCCAUCGCUGUCUCGGCCCAGGACAUUGAGCUGAUCAUCCGCGAAUUCGAAGUCACCAAGCUCGUCGCCCAGCGAGCGCUGCAGGCCAACAACGGCGAUCUGAUGGCCACUCUGCGAUCGCUGAUCAGCGUGUAGAUUCCUUCAAAUAUACGACUCUUUCCCCAGCA